Rotaria sordida is the source of this 519-nucleotide messenger RNA. NCBI's taxonomy places the organism in Eukaryota, Metazoa, Rotifera, Eurotatoria, Philodinida, Philodinidae. The record is from the annotation of a GenBank genome assembly.
AUGUUUCCUCAACAUAUGUUACCACCAACCGGUAUUACUUAUAAUAUGACUUUUAAAGGUGUUGUCAAUACGGUUCCCUUAUCUGGCAUUUUUGCUAUACAGACUAUUACUGCUCAAGAUGAAAAAACAAUAAUUGGCUAUCGGCUUUGGCAGGGCUAUACAGGUGAAACUAAUGAAGUAGUUUAUACAGUAUCAUAUACAAAUGGUACUGGUUUUCAAGCAUCAGUAGAUCCUGAUAUGCAAGAAUGUAUCAGUACUUAUCCACAACAAAUCAAUUGUACAGGCUGGUCAAGUACUAAUAUUUUGAGAUGGAAUAAUUUGUGUUCAGAUCUUUCAACGGAAGAAUACAAGAGCAUUGCAAAAAUGACUGUCGAUACAGAUGCCUCUGAUUUCACACGUCCAGUCAGUUUGAAUAUAACAAUAACUACGCAAGAUUCACCUUAUAGAUUAUUUUCAACUUAUCAGUUUUCAUCAAAAACUGAAGGAAAAAUUUUUCCCCAUGUUAAAUGUGGUUUUUAA